UGCAGUCUUGCAGCCUGGCGCUGUAAGUCACAGAGCCGGUGGUGGGACCAGGACGUGUUCAUGCCUCGCAGUCCUUCUACUGCCUCUGCGAUCUAAAUAAAGGGUCCAACACCAUGAACAACGAUGAUCUUAACACAAACAAUGAGCGAGAACCGGGAGAUUUGUACAUGCAAUUGCUGCAGUAUAUUUUGUAUACACCAAAAGACCAGAGACCUGCGUGGCUGGAACCUCGAAAGCCGCCAGAGGUUACAAAGGACGUAUCAGCUUCUAUAUGUCCUCCUAAUGUGAACCCAGUGGAUGACACAAUUGUGGUGCGGGCGAUCGAGGUAUGGGCGGAAGCAGGCAGGCGAAAAGAUAUGGCACGCGCUGCGACAAAUGUGGUCACAUCCACGAGAUCCUAUAACGUCUGCGAUGUUACACUAACGCCAAUUGUGACCGAGACACAAUUAGGCAGCGUGGAGCAACGGGAAAUACACGAGAUUGGAGCUGGUGCAAGUCAGACCGAACCAAGCUAUAUCGGGAGUAGCCAUGGAAUCGAGCCGCUAGGUACAUAUCACAAAGAAGCGCUACUUACUAAUAAUUAAGUAAAUCUUUCAUAAUGUACUAACUGUAACUCUUCUACGAACCACACAAUAAAUCGCUCUCACUAAUUCCCUCCCGGUUCGACCCGUUUGGUUAAAUAUGAAAGUAGAACUAAGCAAUAACUAAUCCUUCAAUUACUAGCUCAAGUUAAUACUUCUGCUAUGGAAAGUUUAGCUUAUUAGCUUCAGAAGCGUAUGUGAAUAUCUAAGCGGUAAAUUAAAACACUGAUAGCGAUUUAUUGAGCGAUUAGAAUGUUACACUAUAAUGAUGCAAUUACAACACUGCGGUUUCAGUAAAAUAUUAUGUUAUCCCUAGAAACGUGUACUUUGUACAAUGCGAUCAACAUAAGUUGUCCUUUUUUUUUUAAAUAUUUUAUAAAAGUAUAUGGACACAGUAUACGAGUUAUCAUU
Molecule: messenger RNA, 992 nt
Organism: Spodoptera frugiperda (fall armyworm)
Lineage: Eukaryota; Metazoa; Arthropoda; Insecta; Lepidoptera; Noctuidae
Exons: 2
Coding region: 114-584 (156 amino acids)
Source: RefSeq, a predicted model, not a curated record